AUGUUCUUCCUUGGAUUUACCACAAUGACAACGUGCGUGCUCUUGUACUGGUCUCAUACGACAACCAGCAUGGCUCUGACUGCAUUUAGCUUUCUUUUGAUAAUUGACAUCCUCAGCCUGCUCACAUGCCUGUUGAGUGUGUGGAUCCAGAUGCAGCAGCCUGUUAGUACAUAUUCUUUUGGAUAUGAACGUUUUGAGGUGUUGGCGGUCUUCUCCUGCACAAUGUUGGCACAACUCGGAGCUUUGUUUAUUAUAAAAGAAAGCGUGGAGCGGCUGCUGUUCCCCCCAGAGGUUCACACGGGGCGACUGUUGGUGGCCACAGCCUUUGGUCUCUUUGUGCAUCUGUCAGUGAUAUAUGCUGUCCGAAACCGGGCUUUCAGUCACGUCAUCGACGCUUCCAGCUCCAGCUGGCUUCAGGAACACGUCACAGACAUGAGUGAAAGCCUGUGUUCAAUUGUCCCUGGACUGAGCAAGCUACUACUCCCAAGAAUUAACCCCUUCUCUCUAAUAGGCUUCACAUGUAGCUGUGCAAUACUAGUGACAUACCUCCUCAUUGAUACCCAGCAGUACUACCUGGCAGACCCGUGGGCAGCUAUGGCUAUAGCCUUCAUGAUGUUUGGUACCAUGUUUCCCAUGAGUGCCUACACUGGUAAAAUACUGCUGCAGACCACCCCAUCUCACAUUCUAAGCCAACUGGACAAAGUACUCAGGGAGGCAUCUACGCUGGAUGGUGUGCUGGAGUUCCGCCAUGAGCACUUCUGGACCCUCUCCUUUGGGUGCUUGGCAGGGUGUGUUCAGGUCAGAGUUCGUCGCGAUGCAGAUGAGCAAUUGGUCCUGGCACACGUCUACAACCGUUUGAACAACCUCGUCUCCUGCCUGACCAUACAGAUCUUCAAAGAUGACUGGAACCGCUCGUCCACCUACACCACUGCAGCUCUCGGCAGUCCGUCCUUCCCCGGAGCAAUAGGGUUCCAGACCCCGCCGCGAGUUGCUUCUCCAACACACGAUGUGAUGUCUCCAGUGCAUCAACCACCCAUGCCAAACUACAGAUUCAACCUUUCACAUUAG
This is a messenger RNA of Candidula unifasciata, 1068 nucleotides long. The record is from the annotation of a GenBank genome assembly. Lineage: Eukaryota; Metazoa; Mollusca; Gastropoda; Stylommatophora; Geomitridae.